CAUAUCUUCUGCUACAGAAUUUCGUCUUAAGGUUGCGAAGAAACUUGCAUUUCUGUCGCAAAUAAUUAAAAGUAUCUGUAAUUUCGAGCCUAAAAGAAGAAAAUGGGAAGAAAAAGAAGUAGAAAAAAUAAACGAGAUAUAUAAAGAAUGAUGAAGCUUCUGAAGCCAGAGAAGAAUAUCUCCAAAUUUUUUCAGAAUAUAAAUUAUUAAAUAACUUGUAACGAAGAAACGAAGACAUCCGAAAAUAUCGUAACUGAGAAAUUGAUAUUCUUCUGUUUAUAUUUAAGUCACCAAUAUUUCAAAUGGAGAUAUUUAAUUUUAAGAUAAAUUGUCUCCAAUAUCGCAUUGUUGUUCAGUUAGAAAAUCAAUAGAAUCAAAGAAGGAGAGUCAAGAAAGCCCCAAACAGAUACACACAAAUAAUGUCGACACUCAAGUUUUAGAGAAGUUUGGAAUUAUUAUGUCGACAGCUUAUCUAGUUGUCAAAUGCAUCUUGAGCAAUUUGAGUUGUCCGGAAUUGGACCAAUGUGCUUGGGUAUGCAUUCUUUGGAAGAAGGUUUCGGAAGACAUAUUAAGUAAGAGGAGAAAAGUGGUUUUCUUAUUCUUGAGAUAUGAUUACUGUAUUGGAUAUGAUCUUGCUACUGGACUUAGCAGAUAUUCUCCUUCAUUUGACAGACCGUCUGGGCUCAAUUGUGAAAUAAUCAGCCCUUCUGAGGUUGGUUUUGUCAUGGAUCUAUGUGACUUUGAUGUAAGAAUUGUGGAAUGUGAAGGAUGCGAGAGGAAAACUAACUUAUGUUGCAGUCACAAUUUACUUACCGAAAAUGAAACAAAAUUUUGGGAUAGCUUGUCCGAGUGUACAAUUUAUUCACUCUUAACAGACAUACACAAGCUUCCUGUUACUUGGAUUAACUUCUAUAGAAGGACGGCUAUCAUCAUUCCAUACGUGCCUGGAAUAAAGAUACAUUCAUUUAAUUUUCCUUGUGCAGGAGUCAUAAUUAAAAGUUUAGCAUACAAUGACUUCUUGAAGAUGGCAAAUAUUCCUUCUGAAGAAGACAUAAAGUGCUUAUUGUUGUUUUUUGAUGACUUUAGAGGCACAAAAAGAAUUUUAUCUUGGUUAUCUGGACAAAAUAAAGAAAUGGCAGUUGCCGGUGCAACACUAAGUUGUAAGAGUGGUUCAAAACAGUGCAUGGGUAUUGCAUUUUCUGGUAAACAUAUUCGAGCCUCUUCGCUAAUUCUUAAAAAUGACGACAAGGAUUUUAUACAAGAAAAGUUUAAAAAAUUGAAAGAAAGUAAUAUAUUUAACAUAUGCCUAGCAUUUAUAUUUGGCAACAGGGAUAUGUCUCCACCUUAUGAAGAAAUAUCACUCGCAAGUUGCAUAUUUAAAGAAAUGUUUCCUGAAAUUCCUUUAUUUGCUUUCUAUUCAUAUUCACAUUUUGCAUUAAAUUAUAUUCCAGGUCAGAUGGAAGAGGUGAACUGCAAUCGAAUUACAAUAUUAAAUCACUCUACAGCUUUUCUCCUGAUCUCACUGGGAACAAAUACUGUGUAAAUAAUUUUAACAGUAAUUUUACAGUUUUAAUUUUUGUUAAUUUAUAUCCUUUUCCUCAGUAUAUUCACAAAUAUAGAUGCUUUUUGAGCAUCCACUUCAAGUAUUUUUAACCUAUAAAUAAUCUGAAAAAAUGCAACAAUGUCUGGUUACUUGAUUUGGCUUCUAGGUUCAAAUUCCUCUUCUCCAACUGCUCUGGUUCCAAUUAUCCCUCUGCUCUGGUCUUCAGUUCAGAGUAAGUUAUCCCAAUUUUUGAUUUAUCAUAAAAUUUCUUCCUAAAUUCUUUUCUCUUUUGUCAAGUUGUCCUUUCACAAAAUAUAGUUAACUUAAUUUUUAUCUCAUCCAGUCAAAAAAUUGUAUAUUUUCUCCUUUCAUGUUUUGAAUCAUACCAGUGACUGAGUAGAUAAAACCACUAAACACUGGUAAUUAGUUGUGGGUUAUCCUCAUAAGUGAACCAUCUGUGCAGACAGAAAAGAGGUCAGUUGGUUGGUUUAUAGUUCCUCUUUUAUUUGCAUUUUUUUUUAUUGGUCAACAUUAUUGUCUUUUAAGAGAAUUAUUUUGUGCCAUUUGUGAAAGUUUAAAAAUAUGAUAACUGGUCCCUCUGUUGGUGGAUUUCAAUAAUUGGCAAAUGUUACUCCGAGGCAGUUUUUCUUUAAGCCAAUGGCUUUUGCCAGAGAACCUAUACUAACAAAGACAAUAUCAAGAGAAGUGAGACUUUCAAGAAAUCUGCAAAAGCUGGUAUAGCAAGAAAACUUUGGAUACCUCUAUCUUCUUCUGUUUGUUUAUUAUUGCUCUAUCAUCAUCUUAGAUUUUUCAUGUAUUUUAAUUCAUAAAUUUGUUUCAUUUUUGCCACAGAAAAGUAGAAAAUAUUAUUUACAUUUCUUUAAAACGUUUUCUUUGUUAGUUAUAUCAUACUUUUUCUUAUAUUUUCUUCAUUUUCCAACCAAUAUUUUUAUUCUAUCAAAUACAAAGCUAUACCUUCCAUUAUUCUGUAGUAUUAGUUAGUUUUUUUUUAAUUAUUUUUCUAAUCAUUACUUUCUUAUCACACACGGAAGAAACACUAAAAUAAAAAAUAAAAGUGUCUUUAACUUUUUCUCCUAAUUCACACCUUUGGAAUUUGACAAUAAUGUGACAAUUGCUUUGGCAGAGUCAAUCUUCAAACUCUCCUCAGCGUUGAUACACAAAAUAAUAAUAAAAUUCCUUUGUGUUGGUACAAUUAAAAAUAUAUAUUACAAAUAUAAAUAAAAUACUGUAUCUGGACAACAGUUAACUUUCUUUCUAAUUGGUUGAAGUGUUACUUUCUAAUUUAGUUUCGAAAAAUCCCUUCUUAGUGUGCAUUCCCGUGGUAUACCCUACUAAAACGCAGAUAUAAACAAAA
Molecule: messenger RNA, 2918 nt
Organism: Centruroides sculpturatus (bark scorpion)
Lineage: Eukaryota; Metazoa; Arthropoda; Arachnida; Scorpiones; Buthidae
Exons: 6
Coding region: 458-1543 (361 amino acids)
Source: RefSeq, a predicted model, not a curated record